Rhopalosiphum padi (bird cherry-oat aphid) is the source of this 1132-nucleotide messenger RNA. RefSeq names its product twist-related protein 2-like. Gene Ontology annotation, molecular function: DNA-binding transcription factor activity, RNA polymerase II-specific; RNA polymerase II transcription regulatory region sequence-specific DNA binding; protein dimerization activity. The record is from RefSeq and is a predicted model, not a curated record. Gene Ontology annotation, biological process: developmental process; regulation of transcription by RNA polymerase II. Lineage: Eukaryota; Metazoa; Arthropoda; Insecta; Hemiptera; Aphididae.
GUUCGCAGUUACAACUACCUAUAUAGAUCGCACACGAUAAUCGAUUUCCGCGGUUCGAUAAAGGUACAUAAAAAGGGACGCGGGUCGUCGAAAUGAUGAUGGACUCGGACUCGGCGUACAAGCCCAACGGCGAUUACCUCAUGUCACCGUACAGCUGGCACACGCCACAAGAUUUGCAGCAGUUCACCAAUGCGCCUAUUGUGUACCCGUAUGGCGACUACGGAUCUGUGGUGGUCAAGUCUGAGUAUGACGAUGAUGUUUGCGGAGUUGGCGGUGGCGGUGCCGGCGGUGGUGGAGGCGGAAUCGGUGGAGACCUCAGCUGUGGCGGUGGUAGAGACGGCUGUGGCGAUAUCGGAGUCGGUGGAGGCGGUGGUAGCAGCAGUUCACCCGGUCUGGAACAUGACACGGUAGACCGAAAAAAAGGAAAGAAACGAUCGUCCAGAUCGAAAGAAAUUCAAACGCCGUUGAAAUCGAGGAGACGAUCUCCACAGACGCCCGAAGAGAUGCAAAGCCAACGGGUGAUGGCCAAUGUACGGGAACGACAACGGACACAGAGUCUAAACGAAGCGUUCGCGUCUCUCCGGAAGAUCAUACCCACGCUUCCUUCUGAUAAACUAUCGAAAAUCCAAACGUUGAAGUUGGCCACGCGGUACAUUGACUUCCUAUACCAGGUACUACAUAAAGCCAACACGGAAGAAGUGCCCAUGGUGGGACAUGUUGAUUCAGAUUCUCAACACUCCAUCGAACAAGGAUCUUCCGGUACAGGAUCUUGCACUUACGUUGCUCAUGAACAACUCAGUUAUGCGUUUAGUGUGUGGAGAAUGGAAGGCGAAUGGAAUAACGUCAAUCAAGAAUAACAAUUUUAACAUUUAAAUUAGCACAUGGGGGUGGGGGUGUUUGUACAUCGAAAAGUAUUGAUAUACAACUAAGUAUUUCCUUUUGCAGUUUUGCAUUAUAUAUAUGUAUACCUAUUUAGUAUAUGUUAUGUAUAUUUAAUUUAAAAUUAUGUUUAGUUUUUAUACUUUUUAAACGUUAAGAUAUUUUUUAUCGAUUUUUAUUUUUAUUAUUAUUUUUAUGUACAAAAAGUCACCAGUGUAUAAAUAUAUUUUUUAUUAAGUUUAUUUUUUCUAUA